AUGCAGAUUCGCAGUCAAUACCUAACGGGGGGCAUUUCAAGCGUUGCCUCCGAGGACCUUACGUCGCUCAUCGAGAAACUUGAUGUCUUGAUUGAGGAGGCUCGACACGCAUCCAAUAUUCGUGACUACAUCACGCUCUGUACGGAAGAGACUGUACUACGAUUAUUGACUGAUCGCGGGCCCAUCUCGCAAAAGCUGCUUGAAGUUGCACGUGCCGUGAACCCAUUUCUCGGGCCACAAGGCAAUGAUGUGGGUAGAUUGGAAGCAGGCUCUACCUCUGCGGGAGAUGACAACCUGCCUGUUCCUUUUCGAUCGUCUGAUACGUGUCUGAUUGACGAGUCUGAGAAGGACCUCUUGGUCUUGUUGUAUUACUGCGAUGUUGCCGAUCUUGAGGGGUCCAUUGAAGAGGCGUUGGCUCAGGUGUUGAAGAUGGCAGAAAAGUACGGCACCAUCAAGGACUUGGAUCUUCGCAAAGAAUCCCUUUCGGAAACCGAGAAUAAGAUCUCCCUAAUAAUAGCCGCCGGAAGGAACCCACCUCAGUCUGGAGCCAAGCUCGACUUUGAGAGGAGCACUCGAAUGAGUCGAUUGUUGACGAUUUGUGAGAUGUUACUCUCCGAGGGAAGGUUGGACCAGGUCUGCUUUUUGUUGAUACCUUUGCGGCGGUGCAUCGCAAGCCAGGACAAGCCUUGGUGGCGGUCGAGGACAAGACGACUACUCAAAGGCAUUAAGAAGACGCGGGCCGGUAGGCAGAAGUGGCAUAUACAGCUUGCGGAUGAACAGCUACUUUUUAUCAAGGGCCCGGAGAAUGAUGGCGGGAAGUCGUGGGGUUGGCGUGGCUCUUCUACGCUCCGGCCGGAGACAAUUGAGAUGGGGAAGGUGAAGGGCGACUGA
Colletotrichum lupini is the source of this 891-nucleotide messenger RNA. RefSeq lists its product as uncharacterized. Lineage: Eukaryota; Fungi; Ascomycota; Sordariomycetes; Glomerellales; Glomerellaceae. Bases 1 to 891 code for a protein of 296 amino acids. The record is from RefSeq and is a predicted model, not a curated record. The transcript has 2 exons.